This is a messenger RNA of Cercospora beticola, 2213 nucleotides long. RefSeq lists its product as uncharacterized. The record is from RefSeq and is a predicted model, not a curated record. Lineage: Eukaryota; Fungi; Ascomycota; Dothideomycetes; Mycosphaerellales; Mycosphaerellaceae. Gene Ontology annotation, molecular function: chitin binding.
AUGACGGCGUUGUUGGCUCUACUGUUGGGCGCCGCUAUUGCGCAGGCGAACAUUGUAUUUCACUAUGUCCAGCCUACCUGUGACUCUUCGAGUCUCUCCACCACCGGCUGCCUUCGAGGCCAAGUCUGCCUCUUAAACAACACCUGCGUUCCGGCUUCACUCUCGACUCGAGCUAACGCUCCUCCUCACGAAGACGGCCGGUGCGGCAAAGACUUCGAUGAUGCCACUUGCGAUCCAAAAGGCGACUACGGUGGCUGCUGCAGCUCACACGGAUACUGUGGCAAGACUGACACCCACUGUCUGCCCAAGAAUGGCUGCCAGAAUGGCUGCGAGUCGCCAACUACCUCAGACCCGCCUCAGACAACAGAUCAUGAGCCCACGCUCGGUCGUCCCACGGAGACUCCAACCACCGACGGUACAUGCGGGGCAGAAAAUGGCGGUAGUGUUUGCGGCGACUGGGUGUACGGCAGCUGUUGCUCUAUGAUGGGCUUCUGCGGCAACUCUUCCGCUCACUGCGGCGAAGGUUGUCAGUCCGGACCUUGCGACCAAGCACCUGUUUCUCCGGCGCCGGGCCCCGUUCCUGCUCCUCCACAUCCAACUCCUGGUUCUUUCAAGAUUGUCGGCGAUUCUGGCGUCCCAGCUAUGCACGCUGCUUUGAUGCCAAAUGGCAGAGUGAUGUUCUUGGACAAGGUGGAGAAUUACACUCAACUGAACUUGCCAGAUGGCAGACUUGCGUACUCGGCAGAGUAUGAUCCGGCUACAAACGAGGUCGUUCCACUGGGCUACAAGACGAAUGCGUUCUGUGCUGGCGGUACCUUCAUGGCAAAUGGUACUCUGCUGUCUGUUGGAGGCAAUGGAAAUCUCUCAUGGCUUGAUCCUGGAGUUGAAGAUGGCUGGAAAGGCUUGCGAUACCUGACAAGAUCUGCAUCAGACGACGUUCGUGAUGGCGAAGAUUGGAUCGAGCCUGGAAAUCAACUCGACACUGCUCGGUGGUACCCUACUGUGCAGACCAUGCCGGACGGAACGAUCUUCGUAGCAUCUGGCAGCUUGAACGGCCUGGAUCCGGCGAAGAACGAGAACAACAAUCCAACCUACGAGAUCCUGGAUAGAGAUGGUGUAAGCAAGGGCAAGUCGCUACCCAUGGAGCUGCUUGUCAAAGCCCAGCCAUACUACAUGUAUCCUUUCAUCCACCUCCUCCCGGACGGAAAUCUCUUCGUCUUCACCUCGAAGUCCUCAGAGAUCUUCAAAGUCGGCGAAGAUCGCACAGUCAAGUCAUUGCCAGACCUACCAGGCGACUAUCGCACAUAUCCCAAUACUGGCGGUUCUGUCCUACUGCCACUUUCUUCUGCCAACGACUGGAAUUCAGACAUCGUCAUCUGCGGAGGAGGCGCCUACCAAGAUAUCACCUCGCCGACAGAUGCUUCUUGUGGCCGCAUUGCUCCAUUGGCCGAAGAUGCAGACUGGGAGAUGGACAGCAUGCCAGAAGGCCGAGGAAUGGUAGAAGGUACGCUCCUCCCAGAUGGCACAGUCCUCUGGCUUAACGGCGGGAACAAAGGUGCCCAAGGCUUUGGUCUUGCGGAAGAACCUACUCUCGAGGCAUUGAUCUAUGAUCCUGCAGCAAAACUCGGCGAGCGGUGGUCGACAGGAGCAAAGAGCGAGAUCCCGAGACUGUAUCACUCCGUCGCGUUGCUCCUACUUGAUGGUACUGUGCUUGUCGCAGGAAGUAAUCCGGUCGACAUGCCUGUCAUGGAGAAGAGCAAGGAAACUCCUUUUCCGACAGAGUUCCGCGUCGAAAUCUAUACUCCACCAUACCUUUCUGGGGAUAACGCGAAGAAGAGACCGGAGAAUGUUGUCCUCGAGAGUAAGGAGCUCAAGGCGGAUGGCACGAAAUUCGAAGUGCUUUUUGACGCUCCAAAGGAAGCGAAGGAAGUCAAGAUCGUGUUGUAUCACGGAGGCUUUGUGACGCAUUCGCUACACAUGGGACAUCGGAUACUGUAUCUGGAUACCGAGGGAUUCGAGGCAGGAAAGGCUGAGCAGAAGCUGGAAGCGGCCAUGCCUCCGAACAGCAAUGUCGCGCCACCUGGACCGUACGUGGUUUACGUCGUGGUUGAUGGAGUUCCGGGCAUCGGACAGUUUGUCAUGGUUGGGUAGGCUCGAGCACUUGGAUGUUGGAAGUUGGAUAGCGAAAAUGUCUCUGGAAAUCGAGAGCUGUC